AUGACUAUUAGGCAUAGAUUCGAUUUGUUGGAGACUCCAGAAUAUCAAGGAAUCCGGGCGUAUAUUGUGAAUAGAAAUAUAGGAAAAAGUGACUUUGUACUUUCUAUAGUAUCAUGUAUUUUGUUAUUAUCGCUUCGUAUUCUUAUCUGUGGGGCUAAUAAUAAACUUCUAUUUAAUGUAAUGACGCCAAUUAAAAGGUUAUGCAGACCAUUUGGAAAAAGACCAGGUAGUGAAAUAAAAAUGGCCGAGAUGCUUUGGUACUUUGCCUGGCACUUUUUCAGCUUUCUUUUUGGUACAUAUGUACUCUUAUCAGAAUUUGAAUUUGGUACAGCUCAUAAGCCAGGUUGGGUACAAUAUAUAUUUAGGACAAACGAAUUCAUUUAUUACAUUGUUCCGACUCCAAGCGAACCAGUUAGUCUAAAUCCAGGAUGGCCACUAUUUCCAAUGGGUGACCAGAUGAGACAUUAUUAUUUUAUUGAAAUCGGAUAUUGGUUGUCUUGUUUAAUAAUACUGAAUUUUGAAACAAUUAGGAAAGACUACAUCAUUCUAUUACUCCAUCACAUUACUACACUAUCACUGCUAAUAAUUAGUUGCUCUCUUUCCUUCUUCCGAAUUGGAAUUAUUGUACUUUGGAUACACGAUAUACUUGAUAUAUUUUUGCAUAUAAUGAAGUGUUUCUUAUAUUCGAAAUAUGCAGAGAGAUUCCCAACAUUCUGCAAUUUUAUGCUAUAUUCACUAACUCUUAUUAUGUUUAUAUCUAGAUUAAUGAUAUAUCCAUAUUUCUGUAUUUACUCUAUACCAAUUAUUAGAACUUAUACUAAUGCUGCUGGUUACCAUCUCUGGAUAAUACCCGGUAGUGUUAUUUGUUCUUGUCUACUUUUAUUCCUGCAAUUUAUACAUAUUAUCUGGUUUAUAAUGAUCAUGAGAAUGGUUUUUAGAACAAAAGUACAAAAUGUCAAUGAUAUGGGUGACGUUAGAAGUGAUGAUGAAGCAACUAGUGAGAAUGAACAGCCAUAUAAUACGACUAGUGAUCACGAGGAAAAGUCGAAAUUAACUAAACGUCGGAAAAAGCACUCAAUAAGUUAG
Cryptosporidium muris RN66 is the source of this 1086-nucleotide messenger RNA. Its product is annotated as longevity-assurance protein, putative. The record is from RefSeq and is a predicted model, not a curated record. Gene Ontology annotation, biological process: ceramide biosynthetic process. Gene Ontology annotation, molecular function: sphingosine N-acyltransferase activity. Gene Ontology annotation, cellular component: membrane. The transcript has a single exon. Lineage: Eukaryota; Apicomplexa; Conoidasida; Eucoccidiorida; Cryptosporidiidae. Bases 1 to 1086 code for a protein of 361 amino acids.